This is a messenger RNA of Corylus avellana, 663 nucleotides long. RefSeq names its product MYB-like transcription factor EOBII. The record is from RefSeq and is a predicted model, not a curated record. Gene Ontology annotation, molecular function: sequence-specific DNA binding; DNA-binding transcription factor activity. Gene Ontology annotation, biological process: regulation of DNA-templated transcription. NCBI's taxonomy places the organism in Eukaryota, Viridiplantae, Streptophyta, Magnoliopsida, Fagales, Betulaceae. Gene Ontology annotation, cellular component: nucleus.
UCUCUCUCUCUUUCUCUCUCUCACAGAAAAGAUGGAUAGGAAUAGACCGAGCAACUCAUCCCAAGAUGUUGAAGUGAGAAAAGGGCCAUGGACCAUGGAAGAAGAUAUGAUUCUGAUCAAUUAUAUUGCAAAUCAUGGUGAAGGCGUAUGGAACACCCUAGCCAAAUCUGCUGGUCUAAAACGUACCGGAAAGAGUUGCCGGCUCCGAUGGCUAAACUAUCUCCGACCUGACGUUCGGAGAGGUAAUAUUACAGCUGAGGAAGAGCUCUUGAUUGUGGAACUGCAUUCCAAGUGGGGAAACAGGUGGUCAAAAAUUGCAAAGCAUCUGCCUGGAAGAACUGACAACGAAAUAAAGAAUUACUGGAGGACUAAAAUCCAAAAGCAUAUUAAGCAAGCUGAAGAGAAUUUAUAUGGACAGACUUCUGAUCAUCAGGUGAAUGAGCAAGCAAGCUCAAGCCAAGCUUCUAGCAUGAAUAUUGAUCCCAUGGAAGCCUACUCUCCACCAAUAUCAAUAUAUCAAAGAAAUAUGGAGCCUAUUUUCCCAGCCCCUUUACCCGCCGCUGAAUCCAAUGACAGCUAUUGGAACAUGGAGGACAUCUGGUCUAUGCAACUACUUAAUGGGGAUUCAAUACAAUGAUAAUAUAUAUGGUCCAAAUUAUAAUA